This is a messenger RNA of Gracilinanus agilis (Agile Gracile Mouse Opossum), 2058 nucleotides long. It is a transcript of the gene TMEM232, whose product is annotated as transmembrane protein 232. The record is from RefSeq and is a predicted model, not a curated record. The coding region runs from base 1 to 2058 and encodes 685 amino acids. NCBI's taxonomy places the organism in Eukaryota, Metazoa, Chordata, Mammalia, Didelphimorphia, Didelphidae. The transcript is spliced from 13 exons.
AUGCCGAUUACUAAAGUCCCUGUAAUAAACAGAUUUGGAGUAAUAUCAACUUCCUAUCAUGAAGAACUUUUGAAACAUAGAUCAAAAAACUUAACUGAACCACAUAUUGAACUGUCAAAAAAACCUUUGUCAAUCACAAAAGAAUUCAUCAACAAAUUCAAUGACACAGAAAAUCUAGAAGAUAAGAAGUACUUACAGGACAAGGCUAGAAAAAUGCUGUUAAGGUGCAAGAGAAGAUUAGGACUCAGCAGCUUGGGCGUGGGUCAUCAUGUAGAUCUUCCUACUGGGUGGAUUGAGGCAAUUUAUUUGGCUCAGUGCAAAGGACAAAUCCAGGAAGAAGCUCUAAAUAUGCUUUGUACUUCUUUGGAUCAUGCUUCCUUGAAUUGCAGUCACCUGCCAGCAUUAUUUUUCAUUGCUGAAUCGGUUUUGUAUAGAAUCUGCUGUGAUGCAUCCCAGAAAUCGUAUUUAUAUGCAAGUGAAAUAAAAUUGAUAAAGAUUGGAUUUUUGAUAUUUCUACGGCUGUUUGUUUAUCACCUACAUGGUAAUCUGGAAGGUUUUGAAGAACACUUGUUUAGACUUCAACCAUAUUUAUAUGCACUUAAUUUUUGUGAAUUCACCUACUACAAGUAUCCCAACAUACUUUUAAGUACGAAUUUUAUAAGGAAGACUGGUGAAAUCAUAUGCAAUCCAAAAAAGCUGCCUGAAGCACCUGAAAUCUCUAUUACAAAGGAGAAGGAUCUGGGUUAUCCUGACUUGAUAAACAAAUCUAAGCCUUACUGGAAAAGACAGGAAAUAAGCCAUUUUCUUUGGCAUUGUGUUGUUGUUUGGUCUUGUGUAAAGAACCAGCGGCCUCAGUUAAAAGAAGUACUGAAACAUCUUUUCAUACAUAAAACACAGCUUACACAACAGUUCUGGUUGGAUUCAAUUCUUGGUUUGUACGUCCUUGGGGAUGCUGCAAAAUUAAAUUUGUCUUGCUUGAAGGUUUUCAUGAAUAUUGGAAAAGAUUUUAUUUCAAAUUAUAUGACUCCUGAGAGGCAGGAAGAAAGCAAAUACUUUGACUGUUCAUGGCGGUGGAUUCUAGUCUACAUAUAUAUAACUAUUCUUGGAGACAUCUGUCUACAUGCAGCUACAUCCAAUUUGCGGAAAAUUGCUUUCAUGGGCUUCGAUGAUUAUGAAAACCUCUCAAAAUAUCUAGAACUGGGGAACAAAAAUUCAAAAGAGCAAGUCAAAUUGAAGGCAGCAAAUUUUUUAGAUCUUUUAAAGUAUUUUUCUUCACAAAUGACAUAUUACUGUUCUCAAAUGACCUGGACUUCUUACUAUGGCUUAAUAUACACUCUAGUGAAGAUGACCCGAGAACUCUAUGGAGACGAAAGACAAGAUGGACUAGGAAAUAUAUUAUGGAAAACUUUACAGAGAGUAAAAAUAGAUGAGAAGGAUGUGCGAGUUUUGAGUGCUAUUGAUAUAGCUGAGGCUGAGCUAAAUGACGCUAUAAAUCCUUUUAUUUCUUCAACAAUAAAAGCUCCAAGGAACCCAACUUUCUUCCAACAUAUAGGAGGGAAACUGGCCAGUGCACUUUCCAAACUGUUUUUACCACCUCUUGGGACAAGUAAUCUUCUUUUUAAGAGACAUGAAAAGGAGGACAAGUCAUUGAAUUGUCAAAUACCUCAAUACCAGAUGGAGAAGAAACUUAUACACAUAUUUUUAAGGGAAAGACCUCAGGUAGGAGAAAUAAUCUAUCCCUAUCCAGAUGUCAUUACCAGAGGAAAUGCGGCAUUGAGAGCUCUUGUUGAAAACCAGUGGAAGAAGGAUGAGGAGCUAAGAAUUUGUUUAGAAGAGCUAUGUCUGGCCCAACAAAAGAAACAACAAAGAAGAGAGGAUGCAGAGCACUUUAGAGAAAUGAUGAAAAGAAGGGAAGAAAAAGUACAUAAGACAACCAAACCCUAUGCACUAUCUGAGCAAACUUCCUCUGAGGAAAUUGAGCCAAAAAUUGAUAGAAGUUCAUCAGAUGAGUCAAGUGUAGAAGAGUCAUACUGCAUAGGAAAACUUUGCAGUGAGUGA